Messenger RNA from Symbiodinium pilosum, 1206 nucleotides. Lineage: Eukaryota; Dinophyceae; Suessiales; Symbiodiniaceae. The record is from the annotation of a GenBank genome assembly.
AUGACCAAAGAUUUUGCCGGUCGCACCUCCCGUGCGGCCAAACCAAAAAAGCACGUUCAGAAACGUAAACCCGCGGCACCUGCCCGCGUGUUCUUUCAUGGCCCAAGCUUCACGACAGGCGCACUGGUAGGCGCUGCCAUUGUCAUCCUUGCGGCCUACGCACCGGAUUACCUGAGUGAAAACAGCAAGGCUGGCGCAACAUCAGUCACCACCGCAGCAGAUCAGGCGGGGCCGACGCAACCCAUGCAGUUUGAUUUUCCAGACAUGCUCAGAGACACCGAGGUGCUGGCAGAUCCGGAACCCUACGCCGUACCGUCCACCAGCAGCAGUGAUCAACCAGACGUCUGGCAUAUUCAGGCUGCCUCGUUUCGCGAAAAAGCAGACGCCGAUGCGCUACGCGCGCGCCUGUUGCUCGAUAACCUGCCGGCUACCACAGAGGUUUCCAGUGCCAAUGGCAGCCAAUGGCACAGAGUGGUACUGGGGCCAUUCGCCCGGCGAGUAGAUGCCAACCGGGCGAUGACCCGCCUGCGGGAACAAGGCAUUUCCGGCAUGUGCUACCCAUGCACCGGCUUACAACACACACUGCUCUCGGACAAGGACACCCCGAGCGCCGGCGUCGCUGGCCAGCGCAAUGCAGCUUUAAUCGACACGUACGAAGGGUAUUUUAUGGAACUGUUUCACGGCACCACCAUUGUCAGCGUCAGAGACGCAACACAUGUGGCUAUGGGCGGCGAUGGCCAGGUUUCAAUUGGCGACACGGUCAUGAAAGGCAACGCGGUGAAGGUGCGUAAGCUCUACCAGGGCAAAGUCAUGGCCGGUUUUGCCGGUAGCACCGCAGACGCGUUCACCUUGUUUGAAAAAUUUGAGGGCACCCUGGAGAAGUACGGCGGACAGCUUACCCGUUCGGCAGUUGAACUGGCCAAAGAGUGGCGCACAGAUCGCGCCCUGCGGCGCCUUGAAGCCAUGCUCAUUGUCGCCGAUCAGACCGCCACUUUACUGAUCAGUGGCACCGGCGAUGUGAUUGAACCUGAAGCCGGCGUACUCGCGAUUGGCUCGGGUGGCGCGUAUGCCCGGGCAGCAGCAACCGCGCUGGCUGAAAACACAGACAUUCCCGCCGCCGAAGUAGUUGCCAAAGCACUGAAAAUUGCCGGUGACAUCUGCAUCUACACCAACCAUCAACACACCAUCGAAACUCUGGCACUGUAA